This is a messenger RNA of Amblyraja radiata (thorny skate), 909 nucleotides long. It is a transcript of the gene ndufs2, whose product is annotated as NADH:ubiquinone oxidoreductase core subunit S2. The transcript has 7 exons. Lineage: Eukaryota; Metazoa; Chordata; Chondrichthyes; Rajiformes; Rajidae. Gene Ontology annotation, biological process: mitochondrial electron transport, NADH to ubiquinone. Gene Ontology annotation, cellular component: respiratory chain complex I. The record is from RefSeq and is a predicted model, not a curated record. The annotation marks the transcript as partial. Gene Ontology annotation, molecular function: quinone binding; NAD binding; oxidoreductase activity, acting on NAD(P)H.
CAUUAGCCCUUCCGCCCGGUUUGUUGGAACCUCACCAUAAUGGUGAUCGGCUGCCCCUGCCGGUUCAGUGGGGCUUGUUUACCCCUUUGCCCCGCAAGGCGGAGGGCGGAUAUGACGUUAGAAGAACAUCCGCUGCGCGGUGAAGGUCGCAGAGCCAUGGUGGGAACGGCGGUGCGGCUGCUGCUCCGGCGGUGCCAGGUCGUGAGGCCCUUCUUCCCGGCGGUGGUUCCCAACAGGGGUGCCAAGCAAUGGCAGCCGGACCCGGCCUGGAUGGAGCAGUACGCGGGUGCUGUCAUGUAUCCCACAGAGAUCACGGCAAAAUGGAAACCCCCUCCUUGGAACGACAAAGACCCGCCGAAGGAUCGCAACGUCUCCAACUAUGUGAUUAACUUUGGGCCGCAGCACCCGGCGGCUCAUGGGGUCCUGCGGCUGGUGUUGGAGCUGAGCGGCGAGUCGGUGAAGAAGUGUGACCCCCAUAUUGGCCUGCUCCACCGCGGGACCGAGAAACUCAUCGAGUACAAGACCUACUUGCAGGCGCUUCCAUAUUUUGACCGCCUGGAUUACGUCUCCAUGAUGUGCAACGAGCAGUGUUACUCCCUGGCCGUGGAGAAGCUGCUGAACAUCAGGCCGCCCAUUCGUGCCCAAUGGAUCCGAGUUCUCUUCAGUGAGCUGACGAGACUUCUGAACCACAUCAUGGCAAUCACCACCCACGCCCUGGACAUCGGUGCCAUGACACCUUUCUUCUGGAUGUUUGAGGAGAGGGAGAAGAUGUUGGAGUUCUACGAGCGAGCGUCAGGAGCCCGCAUGCAUGCAGCCUACAUCAGACCGGGGGGUGUCCAUCAGGACUUGCCUUUGGGCCUCAUGGACGACAUCUACGAGUUCAUCAAGAACUUUUCCAUCCGCAUCGAC